AUGUUAUUUACAAGAACAUCUAGCCUAAGAAAAUCAGCUUUACGUUUUAGCUUAUCAACUUCUCGUUUCAUAUCCACAUCUGUUAAAUCACAACAAGUUUUACUAUCCAAACCUGUCCAAGAUGUUGACCCAGAAAUGUAUUCUAUCUUAGAAUCUGAAAGAAAAAGACAGAAAAAUUCCAUUACUCUAAUUCCUAGUGAAAAUUUCACCUCUAAAGCUGUUAUGGAUUUGUUGGGCAGCGAAAUGCAAAAUAAAUAUUCAGAAGGUUAUCCAGGCGAACGUUAUUAUGGUGGUAACCAAUUCAUUGAUAAAGCAGAAUCUUUGUGCCAAAAACGUGCUUUGGAACUAUAUAAUUUAGAUCCAGAAAAGUGGGGUGUCAAUGUUCAAUCUUUGAGUGGUGCUCCAGCCAAUUUAUAUACCUAUUCUGCCUUGUUGAAUGUUGGUGAUAGGUUAAUGGGUUUAGAUUUGCCUCAUGGUGGUCAUCUAAGUCAUGGCUAUCAAUUACCCUCUGGCACUAAAAUCUCUUAUGUUUCCAAAUAUUUCACCACAAUGCCCUACCAAGUCAAUUCAGAAACAGGUAUUAUCGAUUACGACCAAUUGUCACUUACUUCCAAAUUGUUCAGACCAAAGAUUAUCGUUGCUGGUACCUCCGCUUACUCUCGUUUAUUAGAUUACAAAAAAUUCAGAAAGAUUGCGGAUGGUUGUAAUGCGUAUUUAAUGUCGGACAUGGCCCACAUUUCCGGUUUAGUCGCUGCUGGUGUUAUUCCUUCCCCAUUUGAAUAUUCUGAUAUUGUCACCACCACCACUCAUAAGUCACUAAGGGGUCCAAGGGGUGCCAUGAUUUUCUACAGAAAGGGCUUACGUAAAGUUACCAAAAAAGGUAAAGAGAUUAUGUAUGAUUUGGAAUCAAAGAUUAAUUUCAGUGUUUUCCCAGGUCACCAAGGUGGCCCACACAACCAUACCAUCAGUGCCUUGGCUGUUGCCUUGAAACAAGCCUCCACUCCAGAAUUCAAGCAAUAUCAAGAAAAAAUUGUUUCCAAUGCAAAGAUAUUUGCCGAAGAAUUGAGCAAAAGAGGCUUUCAACUAGUUAGUAAUGGUACCGACAACCAUUUAAUCUUGAUUAACUUGUCUAACUUGGGUAUUGAUGGCGCCAGAUUAGAAACUAUUUUGGAACAUAUGAAUAUUGCUGCCAAUAAAAAUACUAUUCCCGGCGACAAAAGUGCCUUAUUUCCAACAGGUUUGAGGAUUGGUACACCCGCUAUGACCACUAGGGGAUUUGGUCCAGCAGAAUUCACCAAAGUUGCUGAAUAUUUGGACAAAGCUGCCAAAUUGGCCAUUGCCUUGAAGAGUCAAGAAAAUGUUGACUCCAAAGCACAUGCCAGAGCACAUUUAAUUGAAUUCAAGAGAUUAGUUGGCGAAAGUCAAGAAGUCGAUAAACUAGCAAAGGAGGUUUCUGAUUAUGUUUGUAAAUAUCCUGUUCCAGGUGAAUUAUAA
Saccharomycodes ludwigii is the source of this 1494-nucleotide messenger RNA. It is a transcript of the gene SHM1, whose product is annotated as glycine hydroxymethyltransferase SHM1. Gene Ontology annotation, cellular component: cytoplasm. NCBI's taxonomy places the organism in Eukaryota, Fungi, Ascomycota, Saccharomycetes, Saccharomycodales, Saccharomycodaceae. The record is from RefSeq and is a predicted model, not a curated record. The transcript has a single exon. Gene Ontology annotation, biological process: tetrahydrofolate interconversion; folic acid metabolic process; L-serine catabolic process. Gene Ontology annotation, molecular function: cobalt ion binding; glycine hydroxymethyltransferase activity; zinc ion binding. The coding region runs from base 1 to 1494 and encodes 497 amino acids.